AUGUUGUAUAGUCUUGAUGUGCUUGGUGUAGAAGACCGGGGAGAAGACGAUCAAUUGGAUGUUUACACCGAAUUCAACGAGACCAUUGUUCGAGACAAGGAAGGACGGUACCAAGUCAACGUUCCGUGGAUACCUGGUGCUCAACUUACAGAGACAAAUGAGAUACAGAGCAAGAAACGCCUGCGUUCGGUCACAAAGAAACUCAAUCAAGACCUCGGUUUGAAAACAGAAUACCGGAACAUCGUAGCCCAACAGGUUGAGAAAGGAAUCAUCGAGAGAGUCCCAGGGGAACCGACCGGAAGUCGUGUGUUUUAUAUGCCACAUAAACCAGUGGUAAAAUCUUCUGCCACAACCACAAAGGUCCGAAUGGUGUUUGAUGCCAGCGCGAAGCCGAACCCACUCGCUCGAAGUGUUAAUGAGUGCAUGUAUAAGGGCCCUCCACUACAGCCGUUGCUGUGGGAUAUAUUGAUAAGAGCUCGAAUUGCUCCAAAUUUGCUAAUUGGUGACAUUCAACAGGCAUUCCUUCAAGUCGGAUUGAAACCAGAGGACAGAGAUGCCUUUCGAUUCGUAUUUGAAUUGAUAGACGGAACGGAAGAGCAAUUCAGAUUUACCAGAAUACCCUUUGGCGCAGAAGCGAGCCCCUUUCUUCUCGGAGCCACCUUGUAA
Paramuricea clavata is the source of this 666-nucleotide messenger RNA. The record is from the annotation of a GenBank genome assembly. NCBI's taxonomy places the organism in Eukaryota, Metazoa, Cnidaria, Anthozoa, Malacalcyonacea, Plexauridae.